Messenger RNA from Oncorhynchus masou masou (cherry salmon), 1459 nucleotides. Its product is annotated as RAB7A-interacting MON1-CCZ1 complex subunit 1. Lineage: Eukaryota; Metazoa; Chordata; Actinopteri; Salmoniformes; Salmonidae. The record is from RefSeq and is a predicted model, not a curated record. Gene Ontology annotation, biological process: mitophagy. The transcript has 6 exons. The coding region runs from base 11 to 844 and encodes 277 amino acids.
UGUUUUAGUCAUGGCCGACGACUGCAGAAGACAGGCGUUCGAACUGGAGAGAAGGAUUUUUGAGUUGGACAAUAAGUGCGCCAGCCUCAGAACCGAGAAACAAGAUGAUGACUAUUUACAGAAUGCUUCUUCGAUACUAGACAAGUUGAAAAGCUUUUACAGACAAGGGGGGGAGAGUAACAGUCUGCCUAAACUGCUUCAGGAUUACACUCAGGUGAUCCUGGACAUCACAUUCUAUGAGGAAAACAAGCUGGUGGACCAGGAGUUCCCAGAGGACUGCUCACCCUUUAAGAUCCAACAGCUGCUGCAGGACCUCACAGAGCCAGAGGUGUUGGCCGGUAGACUGGUCCCGGCCCAAGAGGUGCAGUCAGUGCUGGGGCUAGAGGUGUUAGAGUGCCUCUACUGGAGACGUGGAGCACUGCUUUACAUGUACUGCCACACACUCCACCAACGUAAGCAGUGGAUCAAGAAGAACAAAGCCACUUUCCUCAAGUGUCUUCAGGAGGGUGUACGUUACCUAAUGAGGAUGCUGCAGGUGAGGAACUCCGUGAAGCUCAACGAUGGGGUGGUGUUUCACGACUCUGCUACUGCCAACUUCCUGGCUGAAGGCAUCUUCUCAGACACCCACCUGCUGACGAUGAUGUACAUAGGGGAGAUGUGUUUCUGGGCAGUGAAGUACGAGGACUGCAGCGUGGAUUCCACAGAACGCAAAGAGGACCGGCUUCACUUCCGGGACAUUGGGACGCAGAUCCUGCACAAAUAUGUGCUUGUCUGUGACGGCCCUCUUCAGGGCCAGGGCUGGAACACAGAGAAUGCCAAGGAAAUCUUAAGUAUCUUACAGUGAACCAGGGAGGGCUAUGGGUACAAGUUUCCUUUAGGCACUGAUCUAGGAUCAGAUUAUCAAACCCCACAUUGUAAUGCUAAGCAUUACGGGAGGAGGAAUCUGAUGGAUCAGUUUCUAGGGUGAACUUCUUUCUGUUCUGAAAGGCUCUGGCUGACUGAUGGGGUGAAGUUUGGGGCAAGGGUAGGUGAAGAAUGAAGGGCUAGGAUAGGGAGGGAUGUUAAUGAAAUGUGAGUCUCCCCAUCUCCUGCAAGAAGCACUUAUCUUCCAGAUUUCAGACUGUUGGUUGGGCAUGUGUUUUGAUCUGAGAAUGUGGUAGAAUAAUAAUUAUAUUAAAAUAAGAUUAUUAAUAACUAAAUAAAUUGUAAAAAAAAAAAUAUUGUUUGAAGAUUAAUCAUAAUCUAGUUUGUAAUGAAACAUUGCACAGCAACUGUUUUUUAUUUAUUGUUUUAAUUAUUUUUGUUAUGUUUUAAAUUAAUUGCAUUUAUAUAUAAAUAUAUAUUGGGGGGGGGUACACAGAGUUGGUGACCUGAAUUAUUCAUGACCAUUUUUGAGUAUGUACAGGUUUUUUUUUUUUUUUGAAACAUCUGCUUUGUAAUAUGCAACUUUUUUUUUCUU